Molecule: messenger RNA, 3556 nt
Organism: Ylistrum balloti
Lineage: Eukaryota; Metazoa; Mollusca; Bivalvia; Pectinida; Pectinidae
Exons: 4
Coding region: 105-1751 (548 amino acids)
Biological process (GO): toll-like receptor signaling pathway; immune response
Cellular component (GO): membrane
Molecular function (GO): transmembrane signaling receptor activity
Source: RefSeq, a predicted model, not a curated record
UAUUUUUUAAUGAUUUCCUAAUUGUUUGAUAUUGAUUAAUCACUUGUCAAUCUAGAACAGUGGCAUAGCAUUAGUGGAAAUUGUGAGUUACUCGGUAAAAAAACAUGUUGAAUCAAGCUACAUUCGUUGAAUUCCUUGCCAUAUUACUGGUAUACAUGGCUGCAGAAGGUACCAGCUGUGGUACAAAUCCCUGUAUGGAUGUUUCUGACAUUUGUUUAAAUUCUGGAACAUGUUACCAUGACAACAUCACCUGUCAACAUGGCUGUCAUUGUAUGGCAUCAUUCACAGGACAAAGGUGUGAAUUUCUUACAAAUUCAGUCAGCACCACGACACUGAGACCGUUGUCUACUACUUCUCCAACUCUGACAACGCCCAGUCACAGAUCAACUACGACCCUGAGACCGUGGUCGGAACGGCAAUGUUUUCCUGGAUUUGAAUGUGUGCACGGCUAUUGUGACAGAGAAGGAUCGGGUUUUAAUUGUUUGUGUGACCCUGGAUGGAAGGGGAUAUUUUGUCAUGAGUAUAUCUGCUCUUGUCCUUCCAAUGCAGAAUGUAUUGAGGAAGGUGAUACAUUUAGAUGUCAAACAAGAGAAACUGCAACUAAACUAUCUACUACGCCAAAUACACAACGUCCUACACCUGUCACUGAUAACUCCACGGCUAUACAUGCCUGCUCGGCAAAUUACACAAAACGUCCUUUGUCAGAAAGACAAUGUGUACCUAAUUUUGUCUGUGAAUAUGGCGCGUGCAAAAUGAGUGAUGGAAAUAUUGGAACAAUUUUAGAAUGCGUCUGUGAUGACGGUGGAGGAGGCGGACUUUGCCAGGAACUCUGUUGUAAGCCAUGUUCGGAGUAUGGCCAGUGCAAAUCCUUUGAGAACGGCACCGAAUAUUGUCAAUGCCGGUUCGAUCGCGAAGGAGAUUUAUGCGAGUUGAAAAAGGUUGUCUCCACAAUAGCUCCAGCUAGUACCGAGGUAGUUUUGUGGCCCCUUUGGGUCAGCGCCAUUGUACUUGUGGUUCUGCUCACGACAGCUGCUCUGCUGUUUUUCUGGAUGUGGCGGAACAGAGUAACCAUAGUGAUGAAGAUUGUCCAUUACUUUCAGGCGUAUGAGGACGACGAUGAGAAAAUGUGGGAUGCAUUUGUGUCGUACAAAUCGGCAGACGUUGACCAAGACUUCGUGUUACACACAUUGUUUCCUAAGCUUGAGAAAGAACUCGGCUUCACUCUCUGUGUACAUUUAAGGGACUUCCUACCGGGAGAAACGAUUGCUAACAAUAUUAUUCGUGCUAUUGACAACAGCAGACGAACCAUCCUGGUUCUCACGCCACGGUUCGUUACCAGCGAGUUCACAAGAUUUGAAUAUCAGAUUGCCCAGCAGGAAAUGCUAAAACGGAAACACAAGAUCAUUCCAAUACUCCUGGAGGAUAUUUCUGACGUAAACGACGAUAUGGACCCGAAUCUGAAACAGAUUAUCAAUUCGGUAACAUAUAUUGAAUAUCCUGGAAAGGAUCCUAGCGAAAAGAAGAUUAAUCAUUUCUGGAGGAAAAUUGUUCUGUCUAUGCCGAAGAAAAGAGCAAGCGAGCAGAAACAGAAGCAACAGAGGGACAUGGUUGACUAUAAACAGCCUAACGGCGUGGUCGAAAUGGCGGGAAAAAACGUUGUUGUCAAGAUUGCUGAUGAGCAAAAAGAAAAAGAAAACGAGUUUUUAGAGAAUCAACAAGGAACUAAUAUUAGAGAGUGGACGCGUCUAUGAUGAAGUUAAGUCAUGCAUCGUUGAGUAUCCGUCAAGCUCGACUACACUAUUAAAUGUGUCGUCACGUGCAGUGAUAAAUACUCGCGUACCUCGACUAGAGACUCAUUCGAACACGUAAAUUGGCAAUUGCUCGGUUUAAUUCGAAUACAUAUUGGACUUUUUAAAAUACAUGAAUUGCUAAAUAUUCUUUUAACUUGACUACUGAACGGAAUUGUUCAAAGAGGUGAAAUGGUAAUAACUCAUACAGAUUGGACAUUUUCAAACCAAUGAAAUGAUUCAAAUAUUUGUUUAACUCGAAUACUGGUCUGAAUUGUUCAAACGCGCGAAUUAGUAAAUACUCGUUAACUGGAGUUUUCCGAACUACUGGACUGAAAUAAUCGGUUAUAUGAAGUGUAGCAGCUCCCCCGCCCCCCUCCUAAAAAUCAAAAUCGUUAGUAAUAAGAAGUCUGAAAAGAAAGAAACCAUAUCUAACUGUAUCACUAUAUGUAUUUGAACAUUCCUGUGCGAUACGUAAGGUUGUUAAUAUAACGGAAUCUCGUUAGUCCGGAUACGUUUGAAUUAAUGUACAUGCGAGCUCGCCAGUCCGGAAAAGUUGGUAGGUUUCGGUGUACAAGUGAAGUCCACCCGUUCGGGCAAUUUCGUGUCGUUGUACAAUUGAAUCUCGCCAGUCCGGAAAAGCAAGUUGAUAUGUGAAUCUCGACGGUUCGGUAGGGAUAUGUUAGUUUGGGUUUAAAUGGAAAUCUUGUUAGUCCGGAUCACGUAGUUUCAGCAUGCAUGUGAAUUCCACCAAUCCAGAUAACUUAGGUUCGAUGUACAUGUGAAUUUCACCUGUCCGGAUAACGUAGUUUCGAUGUACAUAUGAAUUUCAUCAAUCUAGAUAACUUGCUUUCGCUAUACAUGUGAAUCUCGCCAAUCCGAACACGUUUGUUUGGGUUUUCAUUUGAAUCUCACCAGUCCUUAUACGUUAAGUUUUAACUUCAUUAAUGCGUUGAUUUCGGUGUACAAACAAGAGUUAGGGCAUUCCUGAUCGGUGUUGUUAGAAUGGCAUAUGAAUUAUUGAAUCACGAAAAGCUAUUAAGUACUAUUUCCUCGUUGCAGAUGAAUUACAUACAUAUACUUACUUUGAUAUACUGUGUAUACUUCCAGUUUGUUUGUUCAUCUCUGAUGAUGUAUACUUAUUAAAACGUCAGGAAGUGUUAAUGUCCUAUUUCGUGAAAGAAAUCCAGUUUUUUUAAAAUAUAUUUAUCGGAUAUCCUGUUUUCAUAUUUCGUUGUUCGUUGAAAUGUCUCUUGUAUAUAUUUCGUCCCCACGUACAAAGUAAAUCAAAGUCACGUGAUCUUCAUAUUGCGCUACUUAUAUAAUCGUUACGCAUGACGAGAUACAGAUCGCUUAAGACUUCAUCAUUCAUUGUUUGGAGUGCAUUCAUUACUGCAGACAUCGCGUCUCAACAAACAAAAACCACAAACGGACAAUGUUACCAUAUCAUCAUUCUAACUCUUAGACGAAAAGAUUAUUGAAAUUUAAGAAUUAAGAAACUGCGAGAUUUCCGAAGGUUAUUUUUAAAAAUGUGUUUGUUUUGUUUAGACAUUGAUUCAUUCUUUACUUUUUUCAUGACACUGUGUUAAUAUUUUAACCAACAUUUCAGUGUAUGAUUAAAAAUGGUUCCUACUGAUGUAAACUACACGUAUUACCUAUAAAUAUAUCCCGAAAAAGUACUAAAAAGUAAUCCCUUAUCUACCUAGUAUAUGUACAUCUUUUUUCGUUUUGUUAAUGUUUGUUGACCUGUCACAUCUGAGAAUCAAAAC